Messenger RNA from Dermacentor andersoni, 2654 nucleotides. RefSeq lists its product as uncharacterized. The record is from RefSeq and is a predicted model, not a curated record. Lineage: Eukaryota; Metazoa; Arthropoda; Arachnida; Ixodida; Ixodidae.
ACUCCCACGUGUAUGUCGCAGUAACACAAGCCGUGGCGCUAGAAGUGACGUGCCAGGGCACGUGACGAGAUGGAAGGCUCUGGAGAUGGAGCCACUGACCUCUUCGUGCCCUGCACGGCAGGUGAAGACAAAACGUGCCAGAUUGUCGACAAGCUGUCGACCUGGAACGAGCUCCUUCACGGUUCCCAAUUCGAACUGCGAGAAAUGCCGGAAACUGCCGGCCAACUUUUCUUGCAAAAUUUUCCCGACGUCUUACCAACGACUGGAAAUUUUGAUGCACUGCGGAUGCCACAGCACCCAGACCUCAUUGGAUGGUUACUGAGAACGCAUCGCUGUAUAGCAUGUGUCUGUCUUAAGCUGUCUGUCGCCGGAGUGACAAGCUUCGCGGUACUUGACACUCUUCGGCACAGCUCGGGGACCAAGACAGUGACACUGCGCUUCCAGGAUAUGAAAUCCUUGGACGCCGCUUUCGAAGUCAUACCCUCCUUGACGAGAAUCGAAGAGCUUCACUGCGCAUCCUGCAUCAGAUACGAGGCUGCCCCACAAGGAUUUGUAGCCGCGCUGUCGACGCUUCUGCAGGCUUCAUCGUCUCUUAAGAGUCUAUACCUAAGUUUCUUUCAGCUCAUAGGACCGGUGGCGGACACGCUUUUCACAGGCUUGCUAUUAAACAAAGACAAGCUGAAAGAGCUCUAUCUGCUAGACUCCGAAAUCAUGUGCGACUCUUAUCCGCACGCCCUAAACGAAUACCUUGCUACGACCACGGCUCUAAAGCGUUUGGCCGUCGAAAUGGCGAAUGAGGUUGUGCAGAAGGCUCUUCUCGAAGGCAUUCUGAAAAACAGGAGUAUCGACAAGCUCCUCAUCGGCGGUUUAAUUGAAAACGAGGAAAGCCCGGGAAUAGUAGCUGCACUUAUCAGGGAGAACACCGUGAUUAGUAGCUUGAGUAUUUCUCUCAGAGAUGAUCCUGCGGUCGGGCCGCUUUCGGUUUACAGCUGCUGGGUCCCUCCACUCAUUAAAAACGACACAUUGCAAGAAGUCAGCUUUCCCUUGAAGACGUUCCGGCCGUCAGAGUGGGCUUCGUUCAUUAGGGCGCUGCCGAAUAAAGAAAACUUGAAAAAGGUGAACAUCAAUGCGGAAUUCGACCACCGUCAGUUCCUGCCCGUCUACGCAGAGGUCGAAAGCCUCGGCUUGGAAGAAAAAGUUUCCGUCACAUUCUACUCCUUCGCGCGCGACGUCGACUUGCUGCACUGCAAGGCAAUCUCUAAGAUAGAACUCUCCGCAGAAGAACCAGACGACCGCUUAGUAGCCGCUUUGAGAGUCUUGCCAAACUUUCGACACGUGACUGACCUGAGCAUCGAUCUGUGGUCGAGCAGGAUGACACUUUUUCUGGCACUUGCACGAUAUUUAAGCUCGACGACCACGCUGCGCCAUCUCGCGCUUAACGUCGGCUGGGACGUCGCGGUCGAAUCCGAGGGAACGAGCCCGUGGUGGUCAGCCGUACCCGAGUCCCUGGCUCGAAACGAGAGCCUCAGGCAACUGAGGGUUUACGCGAAGCACCUUAGCACGCCAGACAUCGAGGCCUUGGCCGACUCGCUCAAACGAAGCCGGACCAUCAGAUUCGCCGAGUUCAUCGACGUGCCCAACAACGGCGCAUCUGUCUUCGUUCGACGCCUUUCGGUGGACAUCGCGGACAACUGGACGCUGCUGCGCGUGGUGUGCGGUUAUUUCAUAGACGCGGACAGGACGGGAGACUGGUUCGCCGUCAACGAGGCGACGCGGAGGAACUCGGGUCUCGUCGCGCGAGCGGCUCGAUUCUUGAAGGCUUCACAUUUCGACAGGUACGUCACCGGAGCUCUGGAGCGUGUCUCCCGGUACCCUGUGCUAUUGGACGAGGUCGCUCGGCAGGCCUAUAUCGACCAAUCGGAAAUCGUUGGCUUGGUGCGAGAACGCCUGAAGAGAACCGAAACCUUGGACGGAUUCAUGCGGGCCGCCGGAGUCGUCAGGGAGCGAGUCGUCUGCCAUCCACCCGACGACGGCCGUAUGCAACUGGACGACCUGAUCGAGGACUGCUGGAGGAACGUACGACGUUAUCUCGUGGCAGACGACGUCAAGGGCAGCAUUAGGCAUAUUGAAAAUAUCUGAGCGCAGAGGAAGCUUGCGGCGAGGACCGAUGGGUGGUACCUUCAGCAACGGCCUGAUAGCUCGUUUCAGAGUGUGAGCCAUUGCGCGCGUACGUGUUUGCAUAAUGCGCAGCUGCGAUCGAGUUUGGCGCUUGUCGGGGAGUGCGGCGCCAUCCGUUGCAGUCACAUGGCUGAGUUAGAACUGACCGGAAGUGCAAUGACCGGAAUUGGCUGAGCAGCUUGCAUUUCAUUUCAUUUAUUUAUUAAUACUGUCGUCCACGCUGUAGGGCUAUUACAGGGGUUGAAAUACAAUGACAUAGUAGCACGGACACUUCGAUUUUUGUCAGCGCGUAUGCGGUCCUUUCCAUGAGCGGACUAGACCAUUGAAAGAGAUUGGUCGCCGUUUUGCUGCUGAAGAUUUACGGGUUUCUGUACUGCGAUGGGCAAAUAUCAAAGGCAUGUCUACAGAAAUGAGUGACGAUCCAUGGCCACCGCUAUAGACUAUAGACGAUGGCCACUGCUACAAUAAAAUGUCCA